AUGUAUCAUCUAGUCAAAGGAUUAUAUAGAUAUGCAACUAGCAAAGAAGAAUAUUCGGUGAUUCUCCUGGGUCUUGACAAUGCCGGAAAGACUACUCUGCUCGAACAAAUAAAGGCGCACUUUUUAGAAUCUCAGACGGAACCGCGACUCAAGACCGUCCCGACCGUUGGCCAAAAUGUCGCAACCGUAUCAUUACCCGACAUGUAUCUCAAAAUCUGGGACGUCGGGGGCCAGCACUCGCUCCGCAAUCUAUGGCAGUCGUACUAUUCGUCUUGCCAUGCGAUAGUCUUUGUCAUUGAUAGCAGCGACGUGGGCGAUGCGGACAUCAACAAGCUCCGGAGUGAGCAAGGUAUUGAAGCAGGACGGCUGGCCGAAUGCAAGCUCGUGCUCGAGAGCGUAUUACAAAAUGAGGAUGCGGAAGGUGUGCCGGUGCUUGUGCUGGCGAAUAAGCAGGACCGCGAAGACUGCGUCGAAGUUGUCAAGAUCAAAGAAGGCCUGGUACGGAAAGUGUUUGAAGGAGAAAAGGGCGUGAGUGUCAGGGAUAGUCGCGUGCUGCCCAUGAGUGCGCUGAAUGGUGUCGGGGUGCGAGAAGCAGUUGAGUGGAUCUGUUCAAGAGUCAAGUGGAACAAGGAGUCGAGGCCGCCAGUGAUGCGAUAG
Xylona heveae TC161 is the source of this 657-nucleotide messenger RNA. Its product is annotated as P-loop containing nucleoside triphosphate hydrolase protein. Gene Ontology annotation, biological process: Golgi to plasma membrane protein transport; protein localization to organelle; intracellular protein transport. Gene Ontology annotation, cellular component: Golgi apparatus. Gene Ontology annotation, molecular function: GTPase activity; GTP binding. The record is from RefSeq and is a predicted model, not a curated record. The coding region runs from base 1 to 657 and encodes 218 amino acids. The transcript has 2 exons. NCBI's taxonomy places the organism in Eukaryota, Fungi, Ascomycota, Xylonomycetes, Xylonales, Xylonaceae.